Molecule: messenger RNA, 795 nt
Organism: Nicotiana tabacum (common tobacco)
Lineage: Eukaryota; Viridiplantae; Streptophyta; Magnoliopsida; Solanales; Solanaceae
Product: VAMP-like protein YKT61
Biological process (GO): endoplasmic reticulum to Golgi vesicle-mediated transport
Cellular component (GO): Golgi apparatus; membrane
Molecular function (GO): SNAP receptor activity
Source: RefSeq, a predicted model, not a curated record
UAAAUAUAAAAAAUAUAAAUAAAGAAACAUAAUUAUACAAAUCGUGAAACACAACAAUAUACAUCGCGUAAUUUCAAAACGGAUCAAUUCCAUUCUUAAAGGCGGCCAGUAGGAGAACAAAAAAAGUUUUUUUGGGUUGAAUAUUUUUGUCAAAAUUUACAGAGGUUUUUAGAGAUGAAGAUCACAGCGUUGAUGGUGUUGAAAUGCAAUCCAGAAGGUUCGGAUCCAGUGAUCUUAGCGAACGCAUCUGAUGUGAGCCAUUUCGGGUAUUUUCAGAGAUCCAGCGUUAAGGAAUUCAUCGUUUUCGUGGGUCGGACCGUCGCUAAACGGAACCCGCCGGGCCAACGCCAAUCCGUUCAGCAUGAAGAAUACAAGGUACAUUCAUACAAUCGAAAUGGUUUGUGUGCUCUGGGUUUCAUGGAUGAUCACUAUCCAGUUCGAAGUGCAUUUUCACUGCUCAACCAGGUUCUGGAUGAGUAUCUUAAGAAUUUUGGUGAGUCAUGGAAAACCGUGCAAAGCGACAAUGCUCAACCAUGGCCUUAUCUGAAUGAAGCUCUAGCCAAAUUUCAGGAUCCUGCUGAGGCUGAUAAGCUCUUCAAAAUUCAGAGAGAGUUGGAUGAAACUAAAAUUAUUCUCCAUAAGACAAUUGACAGUGUCUUAGAACGGGGUGAGAAGCUAGACAGUUUGGUUGAGAAGAGUUCAGAUCUAAGUGCUGCUUCACAGAUGUUCUACAAGCAGGCGAAGAAAACCAAUUCAUGCUGUACGAUCUNUCUCGAAUUCUUUUGGUUCUCUGCU